Macrosiphum euphorbiae (potato aphid) is the source of this 216-nucleotide messenger RNA. NCBI's taxonomy places the organism in Eukaryota, Metazoa, Arthropoda, Insecta, Hemiptera, Aphididae. The record is from the annotation of a GenBank genome assembly.
AUGUGUUUUAGAAUGUGUUCAGUGUUGGCUCUAUUGACUGCUUAUCAAAUUGAGCAAGGAUUUCAAGAAGUGAAAAAUUAUGCCCAAACUCAUGAAGUAUUAUUGCCAAGGGUUUUCACUUACUUUUCAAGUUUUUGGCUUAUAAGAAAUUUUCAAAACUUUUAUUUUAUUGUUUUUAUGUGCACUGUCAACCACGUCGCACAAACAACAAUUUAG